Molecule: messenger RNA, 453 nt
Organism: Trichomonas vaginalis G3
Lineage: Eukaryota; Parabasalia; Trichomonadida; Trichomonadidae
Product: organellar and viral DNA polymerase type B
Exons: 1
Source: RefSeq, a predicted model, not a curated record
AAUGCUUCUAGUCAGAAAAUUUUGACAAGAAAUCCUGAGCUUUUGAUAUCGGUAAGAUUCUAUGGAACUACAGCAUAUCUUAUAGACAAAAGUCUUAUACCAAUAGUUUUGUUAUGGAUUGACCCAGUUGUUGGAUAUAACUUCAUAACAUAUGGUUCAUUCGAUACUGAACGUUGCAGUGAAGGCUUACUUUACAUCGUUCAGAAACCGAAGGACUUCAAUACAAAGAGAUAUAAGAUAGGAAGAACAUAUAAUAUAACUAAAAGAUAUGACAGUAUAGUCAAUAGAGUUAAGGUUGUGUUCGUUAACGAUAUGAGAGCUGCUGAAACUGAACUACUUGAAAAGUUUGAGAAAAUGUAUGGUGCUCCCAUAAAAGGUAAAGAAACGUUUGAAGUAGAUGAGAUAGAUAGUGCUAUAAAAUUAUUUGACGAAGUUGCUGAAAAAUACAUGUAA